AGGUGAUAUUGGAAAUUAUUAUUAUGGGCAGGGUCAUCCCAUGAAACCGCACAGAAUCCGUAUGACCCAUAACUUGCUGUUAAAUUAUGGCUUAUACAGAAAAAUGGAAAUAUAUAGGCCCCAUAAAGCUACUGCCGAAGAAAUGACAAAAUACCACAGUGAUGAGUAUAUCAAAUUUCUACGGUCAAUAAGACCAGAUAACAUGUCUGAGUAUAGUAAGCAGAUGCAGAGAUUUAAUGUUGGAGAGGAUUGUCCAGUGUUUGAUGGACUUUUUGAGUUUUGUCAGCUCUCAACCGGUGGCUCAGUUGCUGGGGCCGUGAAGUUGAACCGACAACAGACUGAUAUGGCUGUUAAUUGGGCUGGAGGAUUACAUCAUGCUAAAAAAUCAGAAGCAUCAGGGUUCUGUUAUGUUAACGAUAUUGUGCUUGCCAUUCUUGAAUUACUAAAGUAUCAUCAGAGAGUCUUAUAUAUUGAUAUAGAUAUCCAUCAUGGUGAUGGUGUUGAAGAAGCUUUUUAUACAACAGAUCGUGUAAUGACUGUAUCAUUCCAUAAAUAUGGGGAAUACUUUCCUGGCACGGGAGACUUGAGGGAUAUUGGUGCUGGAAAAGGCAAAUACUAUGCUGUCAAUUUUCCAAUGAGAGAUGGUAUAGAUGAUGAGUCAUAUGGGCAGAUAUUUAAGCCUAUUAUUUCAAAAGUGAUGGAGAUGUAUCAGCCUAGUGCUGUAGUAUUACAGUGUGGUGCAGACUCAUUAUCUGGUGAUAGACUUGGUUGUUUCAAUCUAACAGUCAAAGGUCAUGCUAAAUGUGUUGAAGUUGUAAAAACUUUUAACUUACCGUUACUGAUGCUUGGAGGAGGUGGCUACACAAUUCGUAAUGUUGCUCGAUGUUGGACAUAUGAGACUGCUGUUGCCCUUGAUUGUGAGAUUCCUAAUGCACCUGGUGUCCAAAUGCAAGCUAUUCCAGAAGAUGCUGUUCAUGAAGACAGUGGAGAUGAAGAUGGAGAAGAUCCAGACAAGAGAAUUUCUAUUCGAGCAUCAGACAAGCGGAUAGCUUGUGAUGAAGAAUUUUCAGAUUCUGAAGAUGAAGGAGAAGGAGGUCGUAGAAAUGUGGCUGAUCAUAAGAAAGGAGCAAAGAAAGCUAGAAUUGAAGAAGAUAAGAAGGAAACAGAGGACAAAAAAGCAGAUGUUAAAGAAGAAGAUAAAUCCAAGGACAAUAGUGGUGAAAAAACAGAUACCAAAGGAGCCAAAUCAGAGCAGCUCAGCAACCCUUGAAUUUGAAAGUCUCACCAACUUCAGAAAAGUCAUUAAAAAGAGAAAAUAUUGGGAGAAAAAUGUUUUCUUUUUGAAGACUUCUGGCUUCAUUUUAUACUACUUUGGCAUGGACUGUAUUUAUUUUCAAAUGGCUUUUUUCGUUUUUGUUUUUCUUGGCAAGUUUUAUUGUGAGUUUUUCUAAUUAUGAAGCAAAAUUUUUUUUCUCCACCAUGCUUUCUGUGAUAGUAUUUAAAAUUGAUGUGAGUUAUUAUGUCAAAAAACUGAUCUGUUAAAGAAGUAAUUGGCCUUUCUGAGCUGAUUUUUCCAUCUUUUGUAAUUAUCUUUAUUAAAAAAUUGUACUUGGAUU
Molecule: messenger RNA, 1616 nt
Organism: Otolemur garnettii (small-eared galago)
Lineage: Eukaryota; Metazoa; Chordata; Mammalia; Primates; Galagidae
Gene: HDAC2
Product: histone deacetylase 2
Exons: 12
Coding region: 41-1270 (409 amino acids)
Molecular function (GO): histone deacetylase activity
Source: RefSeq, a predicted model, not a curated record